This is a messenger RNA of Plenodomus lingam JN3, 1164 nucleotides long. RefSeq lists its product as uncharacterized. NCBI's taxonomy places the organism in Eukaryota, Fungi, Ascomycota, Dothideomycetes, Pleosporales, Leptosphaeriaceae. The record is from RefSeq and is a predicted model, not a curated record.
AUGCGAUACUCUAAUCCCCUCUUCAGCCUCGUCGCUGCACUACCCGCCAUCCACGGUCUCCGAUUCGAAGGUCCAGCGCCAACAGGAAUCAGUCCCGAGCGCGCCUUGGAUAUCAACAUCCCAGUGCCUACUCAAGGACCACUCCUCAAUGAAUUGAAGAAACGUCAAACGAACCUCUUUCCAGCGACUUGCGGCUGGAUCGAUGGUGACUGGUCAUCAGGAGUAACUUGCCAGCCCGGCCGAACAUGCAUGCUCUACACGUCUGCCUCCGUGGGCAUGGCGGGCUGCUGUUCCGGCUCCGACACCGAAGCCUGCGGCUGGUCAAACCGCUGCGUCGACUACCGCGCCUUCGCCGCCGGGGCCUGCGGUGCAGGCUGUCAGGCGAAUGAUUUUGUGCGAAAGUGUACAGAUGUCAGCCAACCGUACUGUGUUACUUGGACGUAUCCGGGAGAUAGGGUGGCAGAUUAUGGAUGCGCAGCCACGUCGACAAAUACGAUUUGGACCGUGUUGCAACGGGCGACGGAUGGGACAGGGGGGAGUACGACGAUGAGUUUGCCGACGCUCAGUGGAAAUGCUGUGACGGGGUUGGAUGGCCGUAGCAGUGCGACCGCAGGAGAGACGUUUGGAAGCGGCACGAGUGGCGGCAGGACGCGUACCGUGAGGACGAUUGCGGUCGGUACGAUCAUUGGGAUUGUGGUGGCUGCGCUGGCUGUCAUCUUCUUCAUCGUCAUUGGAAUCUGCAUCUGCGUAAGGAAGAAGAAGAAGCAACGUCAGCUUGCGGCAGAUGCUCAGACGAUUGCAGCGAUGCAAGCAAGCCGUCCUCAGUCCAUGUUUCCGGCUCCUCCUCCUCCUCCUCCUCCGCAACAGCAGCAGAUGCAGCAACAAGGAGGCUACAUGGCCCCACCCCUGCUUCAGAGUCCUCAGCCAACACUCCAUGGCUACUUUGCCCCAACAUCACCUGUUGGACCAGGCGAAGAAAAGUACAAUGGCCACACGUCACUGCACGAGUACGCGGCAAUACCCAUGUCAAACCCAUCAUCACCAGGGCCCUAUCAAGGUACAGGUAUGGAGGCAGGAGCAGGGGCACAGGAAGUGGAUGCGGUUAGUAGACCACAGGUUCCUGCGAACGGAAGGCCCGUGUAUGAGCUGGGUGAUGGGCGGUGA